Molecule: messenger RNA, 2678 nt
Organism: Electrophorus electricus (electric eel)
Lineage: Eukaryota; Metazoa; Chordata; Actinopteri; Gymnotiformes; Gymnotidae
Gene: en2b
Product: engrailed homeobox 2b
Biological process (GO): multicellular organism development; regulation of transcription by RNA polymerase II; neuron differentiation
Cellular component (GO): nucleus
Molecular function (GO): RNA polymerase II cis-regulatory region sequence-specific DNA binding; DNA-binding transcription factor activity, RNA polymerase II-specific
Source: RefSeq, a predicted model, not a curated record
UUACCCGUUAUUUGGUCACUGAGGCACGUCUACUGCAUUCUGCAGCGGGUGAUAUUCCAAAAGUAGCCUUAUAAUAAAAAUAUUUCGUGGAGAUCAUUGUGGAAUUAAAUUCUAAACUAUGUUUUUUCUUUGUGCAUUCAAGAAGCUGUCUCAUCGUUUUUAAUUAACAAAAGAAUCAGGAAGAUUUUUUUUCAUUUCUGUAAUUUUCAUUGUUGUUAAUUUUCUCCUCUUCGAAAAAAAGAAUAUAUAUAUUUAUAGAAGAGGGAAAUAUUUAAAAACUGGAACUCGGACGCUUGUGUGCGGGAGAGAAAGGGGUUAAAGACAUAAGCCUGGGAGAGUUUCACUAUGGAAGAAAAAGAUCACAGCAACAGAGACGCGGAGCGACAAGACUCGGGCGAUGAAUCUAACAGGGCUAUACUACCCCUGCUCCAGGCUCCUGGAAACCUGCUCCCGCACCGGAUCACCAACUUUUACAUCGACAACAUUUUACGACCGGACUUUGGUCGCAGAAAAGAAGGUACAAUUGGACGAGAUGAAAUUAAUCCGGUUGGAAGAGAGAAUCGCUGUCCCUCGGUUGCGGGAACAGACCAGGUGGGCGCUCCGGUGUCAGGGGAAGGGACCUCGAGCCCCCGACCAGUCAGCGUGUCAAAGAAAACCGAUAUUACCGCAGACGCUACCUUGAGGACCCGUGCAGAGAGCGGAGACCAGUGCCUCAGCUCGGACUCGGACUGCUCUCAGAGUAGCGCUCCUCAGACAAACCAGCCAAUGCUGUGGCCAGCCUGGGUGUACUGCACGAGAUAUUCGGACAGGCCAUCAUCGGGGCCAAGAUCUCGCAAACCAAAGAAGAAAGCCCUAAGCAAAGAAGACAAGCGUCCAAGAACGGCGUUCACAGCCGAGCAACUACAAAGACUGAAGUCUGAGUUUCAGACGAACCGUUACCUGACAGAGCAGCGGAGACAAGCUCUGGCUCAAGAACUUGGUCUUAACGAAUCUCAAAUCAAAAUCUGGUUUCAGAAUAAACGGGCAAAGAUUAAAAAAGCAUCAGGAACUAAAAACUCAUUGGCAUUGCACCUGAUGGCGCAAGGACUUUAUAAUCACGCCACAACAACAAAGGACGACAAAUCAGACAGCGAUUAACGCCAAGGAGAGGAUAUCUUCAAUGCAAUAAUUUAAAAAGGGCCAGUGUACAAAAUACCAGCAUAAAUGGAUUAGACUAUAGCCUAUGUAUGAGAUAUAACUCUGCAAUAUUUUAAUGUGUAUGUAAUUUACGUUAAUGGUGGUGUGAAACGAUUCUUUUGCAAAACAUUAACACUGCUGUCCACAGUCUGAAAAUUGCUUCGUGACGAAAGUAGCCUGCGUUUCUUUAUUAAAAAAGACAAGCGCUUUUGAUUGACACUUGACGUCGAGACACGUGAUCGUCUUUAAUCCAUGCUGAAAUCCAAAGAGUUUUUCUGCUGCAUUCAGGCAACUGUGAUUUUAAAUAAAUGGAAAAAAGUAACAACUUUAUCUAAUUAUGUUUGUUUGUUUACAUGUUUAAUGUCAUUAUUCCGUUAAUGUUAUUAUUCCGGAAAAACAUUUUGUUUUACAUAUCUGGAUUGUGUUACAGAGACAAACAGAUCAGAAGCUGGUAUUUUUAAAGUAACAUUUCAUAUCACUAUUUGUACGCUAAAAGAAAGCAUUAUAGCCUGUCAUAUUUAUCGAUAAGGUCUAUUUAACUCUGUCUCAUAAGGGUUACAGAUCAUAUUCUUGAAAUAUCAUUUUCAGAAAGCAGUUCUGACAACUGAAUGCGUACCGUACAAAUAAACCUCUGAAUAACAAAGUUGCAUAUUAAACCGAAAUACUUGACCCAAAAUUAAGCUCUAUUGAACUUAGACGGGAAUGUACAAUAAACUUUUUUUCUUUUCUUUUUUGUUUUUCAUACAGGCAAAGUGUUUGUGAGAAUGUUUGGGUUUCUUAUGGAGCAACAUUCUAUCUCUGUUUUUAGCUUGUUGAGUGUGGAAUCAUUGUUUUGUACUUGGCUAUAAAUUAAAACCAAGGCUAUUUUCAGACAGCAGAUUAUCGAACGAAAGGAUGAGACGGCAAUCGUGGUCGAAGAAAUAUUUGGGUCAGAGGAUUUUUUUUCGUAUUUUAUGUUGUCAUGCAAUAACUUUGUGAGCAAAAGUUUCGAGGCCUUUGCAUGAGAGCUAUAAGAAAGCGAAAGUACUUUUGGGUUUACGACUGCAUCCGUACCAAAUUAACUUUUGUUCGGUGUGAACUGUGUUUUAUUGUACAUUUGAAAGUGUGUAUGAAUUGAUUCACCAAACAAACACACUUUGCCUUAAAGUUCUGAGAUGAACUUUUUUUUUGUAUGAGAACUGUGCUACAAGACCUGGGCGUGAAGCUCAGACGACUAGCACUGAGCUCCGCUCUCUCGUCGCUUCAUAUUCUAUAGGCCUAUAAGAAACAGAAUUUACAGCAGAAUCUACAAAGGAUAUGUUUAAAAGAGAAAGAGAUAAUUUAAGUUUUUUUUUUCCUUUUUAUUUCUAGUGGUCCUCUUCUGAAGUAUUCUUUAAACAGAUGUAAAUAAUUUGUAUCAUGUUUAUUUGUGUAACUAAAUCCGGCUGGAGAGGUGGAGAAUAUGUCAAUAAACAAUGCUUAUUUGUAAACAGGACUGUCCCUCAUAUAUCCAUAUGCACAGA